AUGGAGAACGCAGACCGUACAGAUAAAGACCGUUCGAUUACGACUACAGAGCCAUCUGGUUGUCAGUCUUCGACUGAACCAUCUGAUACAAACUCCCAACAUCCAGGCAAGACAUGGCAGAUGUUCUUUGAACGUCAGGGAUGCGAAACUGAACAGCUUAUGAAUGGCGAAUCCAUUCAGGACAAGCAACGUCGUAAGGCUCACGAGCUGCACGCGAAAAAACAGCUGUGCCCAAAAGCCGAAUCAAAGGUGUUCUAUUGGUGCACCGUGGAAGGCACAGCACACCUCUGUCGAAAACUAAUUCCAUACCGAGCCGUUCUGGACUUCUGGGACAAUUACACUCCUUCACAGAGACGGUACUCUGCGUUCUGGAAUGAAUGGGAUUUAAAUUUCGAAUUCGAUUUAUCCUCUAACCGAGAUGAUUUGCUAUCAACCAGCCAGAUAACCGUUGAACAAGAGGAAGGAUCCAUCAAAGAAUGGGAGCUCAUGCACGAGAGGUUCUACGGUACAAGUGUCGAAGAACUCUGUCCUGAAAUUACAAGCGGUUUGCUCCUUGGACGAUACUCUUCAGGUUUCGCUUCAGGUAUUAACACAAUGGCUACAUCCCCACAAUAUACGUCGCCAGUCAUCAUCCCCACCAGAAGAUACAUACACAUCCAUGGAAAGGCACAAGAUUAUGCAAUUGUGUCGGGAUAUAUCAGAAGGCCUUCAUUGGCUGUCUUCACUGGUUCUGGAAGAGAAUACAAGAAAGACUCCCCCUUGUCCAAUGCCCCCACAAUGUUGGGACAUGAGCUUCGGGUGCCUCUCACUACCUCUCAUCAAGGAAGUAACCCUGAUUUUACUGUGCACAUUAUCCAGUGGUAUCGCAGUAACAAGGUGGGAUAUGAGAUCAGGCCAGUCUCAUCCAAACGGUCGCCUUACAGGCUUAUCGUCUAUCGUGCCACGGACGUGUUACAUUGUUUGCAUAUCCUGGAACGCUUCCUGCCUGGACGAUUUUGCUGGAAGAGAUGUGUCACUAUGGUGCACAAUUCAGCAUGUGCGUGGAUGAUGAAGCGGUUGGUCCAUGUCGCGUACAUGUCCAAGAUGCCAUCCUAUAUCGACCUGUAG
Desarmillaria tabescens is the source of this 1107-nucleotide messenger RNA. RefSeq lists its product as uncharacterized. Lineage: Eukaryota; Fungi; Basidiomycota; Agaricomycetes; Agaricales; Physalacriaceae. The record is from RefSeq and is a predicted model, not a curated record. The transcript is spliced from 3 exons. The coding region runs from base 1 to 1107 and encodes 368 amino acids.